AUGGUAACCUUGUUGAUGCUGAAUCUGGUGGAGAUCAGUCCUUAUGUUCUACAAGCUGAAAUGAAAUUCGAUGAUAAAGGUAAUCGAUAUGUCAAAACUGACACAACAUUCUACGGACUGGAUAAGAAUCAUACACUGACAAUCAAGGUGGACGAUUGUGUAAUCACAUUGGAUUUCUCUCCUCCUAAGAAAUCUGAGAUCAAGGAAAAGAAGGGCACUCGAAAGGUUACAGUAACUAAAGGAUGUGACAAGAUAUUUAAGAAAUCUGAUGAACUGAAAAAGGCUAAGAAUUAA
Molecule: messenger RNA, 294 nt
Organism: Trichobilharzia regenti
Lineage: Eukaryota; Metazoa; Platyhelminthes; Trematoda; Strigeidida; Schistosomatidae
Source: the annotation of a GenBank genome assembly